AUGAACAAAGAUAAAAUAAAUAAUAAUUUUAAUAGCCAAAAAGAGAUAAACAAAAAUAAAGGUAAUAAUGAAACUGAUGCUUUAAAAGAAGCGUUAGCCAGCAAAAGUAAAGAAACUGAGGAAGUUCUUCUAAAACUUGAAGAAAAAAAUAAAGAAACUGCCGAAAUUCGUCAAGUCCUUGAAGAAGAAGGAGAAAAAGGAUUAUUAAGAAAACAUGGCUUUUCUAUUGGAGAAUUUGAAAAUAUUCGUUUAUUAGGUAAAGGAAAAAUCACCGAAGAACUAUUAAGAGAACUAAAACAAAAAGCCUAUCAAAAAAAAACUAGUGCUUUUAUUUCUUUAUUACAAGAUGAUGAUAAUUAUCGUGUAGAAAAGCAAGAGCCAUGGGAAAAUACAGUUAAAUAUAUGGAAAAACACCCUAAGGGGAAAGUUAGAUAA
Molecule: messenger RNA, 435 nt
Organism: Funneliformis geosporum
Lineage: Eukaryota; Fungi; Glomeromycota; Glomeromycetes; Glomerales; Glomeraceae
Source: the annotation of a GenBank genome assembly